AUGAGUGUAUGUGUGGAUAUGAGGAGCUCCGGCUGGGUGUUUCCCACCGCCCUGCUCUCUCUGUACGGAUUCCUGGCGAACUGCAGACCGGCCGAGCCGUUCCUCACACCGUACCUAGUGGGGCCCAAAAACAUCUCUCAGCACACUGUGACCAACUACCUGUUUCCCAUAUGGACGUACUCUUAUCUAUCCAUGCUGCCUGUGGUCUUCCUCCUGACUGACCUGCUGCGCUACAAGCCCAUGAUCGUUCUGCAGGGGCUGUUCCUGGUCAGCAAUUAUUUACUGCUCUGCUUUGCGUCCAGCCUACCUGCUAUAACCUUCCUGCAGUUCAACUUUGGUGUGGUCACGUCCACUGAGGUGGCAUACUUCUCUUACAUCUACAGUGCAAUACCACCUGAACACUACCAGCGGGCCACCGGGUUCGUCCGAAGCGCCAUGCUUACCGGCUUUACCUUUGGGGCCACACUGGGUCAGCUGCUUAUUUCAUUAGCAGGUGUUAGCUACUUUACAGUCAACGCUAUCACAUUAGGGCUAAUGGGGGCGGCCUUUAUUGUGUCCUUUAACCUGCCCAUGCCUGGACGUGGGGUGUUUUUCGGCUCUGAGGUCGGGGAAGCUGCAGAUCAGCUGGAGGAAAAGCCACAAGACACUGACCCUGGGGUCACUGUGGGUCAGACAGUGAAGGCAAAGGCUCGAUGGUGCAGCAGGGGCAAUCUAGGGCGUGCAGGCAGACGAAUGUGGGCAAAUAUCAAAGAGUCAUACAGCUCCAAAAGGCUGGUGUACUGGUCGAUUUGGUGGGCUUUGGCCACAGCUAACUAUGGGCAGGUCUUUAAUUAUGUCCAGCUGAUGUGGGACCAUAUUGAGCCAUCCAGCACGUCUUCUGUUUACAAUGGAGGAGUGGAGGCAGUGUGUACACUUGUUGGUGCUGCAGCAGCGUUCUCUGUGGGCUACAUGAAGGUGCGAUGGGAGGUCUGGGGGGAAUUUUCUCUGGGUGUUUUCUCCGCUGUGGGUGCGGUGUGUGUGUUCCUCAUCGGCCUCACCAACAACAUCUGGGUGUCUUACAGUGGUUACGUCAUCUUUAAAGCAUCUUACAUGUUCCUCAUCACCAUCACCACUUUCCAGAUAGCUGCUAACCUCUCUAUGGAGUGCUACGCUUUGACCUUCGGCAUAAAUACGUUUGUUGCCCUCGCUCUCCAGACAGUGCUCACAGCUGUUGUAGUAGACGAUACUGCUCUGGGACUGGACAUUGUCACUCAGUUCAUUAUUUACGGCUGCUGUUACGGAGCGAUCUCAGUGCUGUUCCUUCUGAGGGGCCUUUAUACAGCCUGCGCACACUACUGCAGCUCCAGAUCAUCACACACCACCCAGCAGAUACAGAUCACACACACAGAAGGGACAGACUCCCUGUCAACACAAAUGUGACAUGCUGAUGAAAGACUCUAUAUGAUAUCUAUACUUCUAGACUCAGAUUUUUCCUGCAACAACAUACUAUUUCAUUUGAUCAAAAUAAUAACUCAAAAAGACGACAUAGUUUCUCAUAAUUUUUUUUUGUUCAAUUACAACAUACUAUGUCAUUUUAACGACAUAACAACUCAUAAAAACAAGAUUCUGGUUAUAAAGACAUGUUGAAGAUUAUGUUUUAUCAUACUUGGCAGCAAUACACUUACGUACGUUAACACGAAAAUUGUUUUUGUGACUUCACUUUAAGCAUACUUGAAUUUUUUCACAUUGACUGACCUUUAUUUCUUAAAGUAUAUUUUUUACUUCAUUUGUUUUCCUUAAAGGCCCUGGAUUUUGGACCUGAACAGAUAAAUGGCAAAAAUAAAGGUAAAAAUGUAGGUGUUUUCUAAAACUUUUUACCGGUGGUGUAUAUAAUUAUUAUUAUUAUUUUUAUUAUUAUUAAUAUUAUUAUUAUUAUUAUUAUUAUUAUUAUUAUUAGUAGUAGUAGUAGUAGUAGUAGUAGUAUUUGUCUACAGAUACCGUUUAAAACACUCAGAAUGUGUGUUAUAAAGCAGUGGCGCUUUCUCCGCUUCUUUCAACCUUUAUUUUAUUUUUUAAAAACAAACAGUCUGCUUUAUUUUGUCUUCCACCCGUAUUCCGGCACGUUAACCCGACGUAGCGAAUGUGACGUCACCAACUGGAAGCGCCGCGGUGAUCUCUGGGAGUUGGUGUCCUGCUCUGUAAUCGCGAACGUUUUGUUCUUUGUAUUUUUAAUAUGAAUUAUUGUUUGUGAAAUAAAGGUUUAAUAGCUGUU
Messenger RNA from Astyanax mexicanus (Mexican tetra), 2251 nucleotides. It is a transcript of the gene slc19a3b, whose product is annotated as solute carrier family 19 member 3b. The transcript has 5 exons. Gene Ontology annotation, biological process: vitamin transport; transmembrane transport. Gene Ontology annotation, cellular component: plasma membrane. The record is from RefSeq and is a predicted model, not a curated record. Bases 1 to 1419 code for a protein of 472 amino acids. Lineage: Eukaryota; Metazoa; Chordata; Actinopteri; Characiformes; Acestrorhamphidae. Gene Ontology annotation, molecular function: vitamin transmembrane transporter activity.